CAGCUGCAGCCAGCCGAUAUCGCGCGUCGGCGCAGCUGUUGUUUGUGUUUCCGCUCGAGUCCGCUCCUCGCACCGCAAUAGUCUCGUCGCGUUCCCUCUGUGUGUACAGCCAAGAAUCUCCGUUGUUAAUUCCGCAAUGGCAUCAGAGAGGCUCCGGGAGGACGCGAUCGUGAUAGUGCCCUAAACGAGACAUACCUCGGGGACUCCCCCGGAGCUACCGACGCCGACAGCCCGAGACAUAAUAGCGGUGCACUUGGCAAGGCCGAAGCAGAGCCAGAGUCGACUCUUCUGAAUGCACGCCGAUGCACUCUUGUGAGUAAAUCAUAAUAAUACUGCUGUUGCUGCUGCUGCUGCUGCUGCUGCACUUUUUGCGACGGUCGCCUCUUGUAGUGUGUAUCGCAGUGAUAUCGUAGAUGCGUAGUUUGAAAGGUUUUGGAAUUCGGUGAUCGUGUUAUUGGUGUGUGUGCCGUGUGUGAAUACUGCGAAGACAGGUGUGAGAUUGCGAGACGAUGUAAAAUUCAGUGGGGACGGUGUAAGUAACGCGGUAUAGAUUUUACGCGACGGUCGCGUGAGGGUUCAUUGUUGGUAAACGAGACUUGUUGAGAUGGAUGGAGGCUUCUCGCCGAGUGGCGUGUUGUGAAAAUGAAAUUUGUCUUUAAAAAAAUUAGUGAAAAUAUUAAAAAUAAAAAUUCGACGUAGUUUUUUGACAAAUGUAGAGUCGUCUAUAAGUGGUUAAGUGUGUUUAUUGUUGUGAGCAAACUUUCUAAAUCCACGAGCGAACUGUUGCUGAGGUCUUCUUUUUUCCAACUACCCUAAGCAGUAUCUUAUUAUAAUGAUACUAGGCAGUCAAUUUAAAAAUUAAAAGAAUCGUAAACUCUAACGAAUACAGCACCGACAAAAACAAAAAAAAAAAACGACACCGUUCAAUACACUUUGCAGAUUCAACAAGUCUCGGAUAAACACAGACAGGAAUAAGGCAGCAAAAUAAGCAGCGCACCUACACAGCAGCGAGAUCGUCUCCAAAAUGACACAUCCAGGACUGGCCGUGAUGCUGGUGGUAGGAGUAGGUUUGGGAGCAGUGCUCUACUACUUUUUUGCGAGCACAUCGGAGCAGAUGCCCAACAGAAGGCGAGAAAGCGGUCGAUCCCAGGGUCCGAAUAACCGGACCUGUUGGUCGUCCUCACCUCCCAGCGAUCCACGCAAUAGAAGGCAGGACCAAAAAUGUACCAUUUGCAUCGACGAGGCGAAUAAGGAGAACGGAGUCAGGAUAGUUCCAUGCAUGCACAUCUUCCACAAACAAUGCAUAGAAGAAUGGAGGAAAAAUGGGGCAGGCGACGCUCGCCAAAGCUGUCCAAUCUGCCGAGAUAAAAUUAUGGGAUUGGAGGAGUUAUGAUAGACCAUUGUCGUGCACUCGCGACAAGGGGAGACAGCUAAUUUUCUAUUAUACCUUAAUCUUAAUUAUAACUAAUUUUUUUUAUUCGCUUGAAAGUUGCAUUAGCGGGUUACUUUCAAGAUCGCUGCCAUGAUUUGAGCGACAUUCAUAUUGUUUUGUAUGAAGUUUACUGUCACUCGUCGGCAUUCAACAGAACUUCUCACACGCACGCGCGCGCGUACAAUCUUGAAAUUUUUCAACUUUCCGUCACCCAGAUAAAAAGUACGUUUGUUUAAAUGGAACAUACAUAUUACCAUAUUUAUUAUUGGCCAUUAUAGGCAACGGAUUUAUACAUUAUCUUCACAUUUAGUUCUAGACAAUAUUUUACAAAAUUCCGAAACAUAUAAAUUAUAUAACAGAACAAAGAACUACGCACACGAUCUUAUUAUACAUGCGUGUGUGUGUAUAUAUAUAUAUAUAUAUAUAUGUACAUAUACACACACACACACACACAAGAUUUGUGAUUGUUGAACUAACUGUUCAAGACUUCUAUAUAUAGUAGCCUUUUUAUUUCAUUUCACAAAAUAGGGGUAAAGAAGAUGAGUCAUUCUUUUCACCGGACUGCUCAAUUUUAAUAUGUAUACGUUGUAGCGGUUGUGGUUAAGGUGCGUUAUAACAAUAUAAACGGAAAAAAAUUAAUGUUUAGCCUACUGUGAACGUCAACCGAGAUGUCGUUAAGUUGAGACUGUCGAAACAGGAAUUACCCAUUACGAUUUAUUAGAUUUUUCGAUAUAUAAGAUAAUAUAUAUAUAUAUAUAAAAAAAUUGCUUUCGACAUUGGGUAUCCAAUUGUUGCAAGAUGACGCGAGCUAAAACGUGAGAAAUAAAUUGUAGUUGUAUAGAGAAUAUUUUCUUAGUGAAGCAAUAAUUGCGUUCGUUGACUUUGUUUAUUUCCUAUCGUUCGUGUAUGUCCAUAGUUGACGAUAGAGCGUAGUCACGAGGAAAUUGCUGUUUAUUAACUUAUUUAUAAUGCGUUGCGGGACUAUAUACAUAAUUGUCCUUUGUACUUGUCACCCGAACGACCUUAUAGAUUUUGUAUUGGUAAAAUUGAAAAGGAGGUUACGAAAAUGAGGCUGGCUAAUAUGUGAUGCUUUUUAGGCUUUUAGCGUGUAAUGUAAGCUUACAACGAAGUACGCGUUAUUUUGGUUUCCUUUUUCGAAAAAUAGUAAUCGACUUUUUCGUAUAUCAUUACGUAUUGACGCAAUAAUUAAUGUACAAAAAAGUUAUGAAUUUCCGUAAAGCUAUCUCUUUAAACUUGAAACUGCCUUGUUUGCCGAAUUUUCUAUCGUCCCAUUAUUUACGUUCGUUGACGUUUCGUUAAUUGCGAUCAUAGGAGCGUGCACCAAUUAUUUGAAUAUAUUCUAUUUGAAUAAGGCAAUUGGUUUAUUCGAUCAUACUUAUUAGUGAAUCUGCGUUCGAAGUAGAUCAUAUUUAUAAACGAAAUUUGUUUUUUGAAGAAUAAACUUUUUUAUAACAAACACCA
Nasonia vitripennis (jewel wasp) is the source of this 2914-nucleotide messenger RNA. Its product is annotated as E3 ubiquitin-protein ligase ZNRF4-like. The transcript is spliced from 3 exons. Bases 1025 to 1393 code for a protein of 122 amino acids. NCBI's taxonomy places the organism in Eukaryota, Metazoa, Arthropoda, Insecta, Hymenoptera, Pteromalidae. The record is from RefSeq and is a predicted model, not a curated record.